AUGAGCAUUUCAUCGGAGCACAAGGCCCUUGGGAAGCAGGUCACCAGCAGCCUGCACACGGUGUCCCCUAUCGUGGAGCUCAACGUUGGGGGGGAGAUGUACACAACAACGCUGAGCACCUUGAAGAAACACCCGGGCUCCAAGCUGGCAGAGAUGUUCACUGGCAAGCCCAAGCUCAGGACUGACUCCGAGGGGAGGUUCUUCAUCGACAGACCAGGCACCUACUUCAAGUACAUCCUGGACUACCUGCGCAGCAACCAAGUGCCCACCCAGUGCCUCCAGGACGUCUACAAGGAGGCCCUGUUCUACGACAUCGAGCCACUGAUCAAGCAGCUGGAGGACUCCCCGCAGAUCUUCGGGGAGCUGGUGGCCAGGAAGCAGUUCCUGGCCCGUGUGCCCAACUACGGCGAGAACCUGGAGCUGAUGAUCCGCAUCGCCAGGGCGGAGGCCGUGGCCUCCCGCCGCUCCGGCGUCCUCGUCUGCCUGGUCAGGACCCAGGAGGACGAGCUCAGGUGUCAGGAUGCCUUGAGCAGCUUGGAGAUGGAUAAAAAAUCCGUGGUGAAGUUCGGCCCCUGGCAGGCGGUGCCGGGGAUCGCGGACCUGCUGGACUGCAUUCGGAUGGACGUGGAAGCCAGAGGGUAUAAAAUAUCCUUCCAGCCCCACGUGGCGGAGAAGGGGUUUCGCUUCAAGUCGCAGGACUACUUCUACAAGUUCCUCUUCACCUGGUGGUAG
Messenger RNA from Chaetura pelagica (chimney swift), 732 nucleotides. RefSeq names its product potassium channel tetramerization domain containing 14 (gene KCTD14). Gene Ontology annotation, molecular function: protein binding. Gene Ontology annotation, biological process: protein homooligomerization. The transcript has 2 exons. The record is from RefSeq and is a predicted model, not a curated record. NCBI's taxonomy places the organism in Eukaryota, Metazoa, Chordata, Aves, Apodiformes, Apodidae. Bases 1 to 732 code for a protein of 243 amino acids.